AUGCUAGAGAAAAUACGGCAGGGAUUCGGAUAUCACCAUCUUAGAAUCAGCGAUCCUGUUAGUUCCGCCAUCUUUUUCCACCGGGAGAUUAAGGCGUUUCUUAAGCAUUACGUUCGAAUGGGAGAGCCAUCAGUGUUCGGCAAGGUGUCCAAGUACUACGCAACUAUAGAAACUAAUAAAUGGGGAGCGUUAUAUCUUCACGGGCUGAUGUGGCUCCACGGUAAUACUUACCUGCCCACGUUGCUCGAGGAUGCUUACAGGGAGGAAGAGGAAGAGUAUCAGCGCAAGAUUUAUAAAUGCAUUGACGACGUCUUUUACGAAGUAGGUGCAAAGUACGCCGGGGCACAAUAA
Messenger RNA from Metarhizium brunneum ARSEF 3297, 351 nucleotides. RefSeq lists its product as uncharacterized. NCBI's taxonomy places the organism in Eukaryota, Fungi, Ascomycota, Sordariomycetes, Hypocreales, Clavicipitaceae. The record is from RefSeq and is a predicted model, not a curated record.